CUUUUCAUUAUGCGCUCUGCUUUCGUACCAGUUUGACAAGCUGCAACAGCUGUCACUUUGCGCCAUUUGUAUGACAGCGAAUUUGCGUGUGAAUCAGAGAAAUACAAAACGAAGCGUAAAUUAAGCGAAAAAGCUACGGAAAUAAUAGUUGCACGCGAAAAUUUUGCAUAUAAAAUGCAAAUAUAGCGAAAGGUUUUUGCAAUAGCACCGUGCAGAAUCAUCAGUGACUUCAACUACACAUACAAUGGGACUCGAUUUUGAUGCGAUCGAGUAUUGCAAGAACGUGAAGCUGCAGCAAGCGCAACCGCCGUACGCGUGUCCAGUGGCCAAGUGCGAUCGCAGCUACAAAACAGUGGUGGGACUACAAUACCAUUUACUUAACUAUGAUCACGACAAUCCACAACCGAUAACACCAAUAAUAACACCUAAUCGGAAAAAGGCGCGGAAAGCACAUCAUUCAACACCGAAAACACCGAAGGGAACUGGUGAUGACAACGGUGCAAACGGUGGUGGUUAUCAGGUGGCAAAUCCUGAGUCUUUAGUUAGUUACAAUGAGGAAGAACAAACCGUACAGUUCAAUAUUGACGGUAAAAGUGUGCGGUUAGCUAUUGAUGAACCGCUACCAUUUAUUGAAGGUGAAGAGUAUGCAGAAUUAGUGGCGCGCCGUUGUAUUUUAAAUGCCGAUGCACCACCACUCGAAGAAAAUGCUUCAUGGGCGCGUGUUAAAGUGCCUGAGGCGCAUUAUCAUGAAAUCGAAGACUACAAUGUGCCUGAUGCACCACCCCGCCCGCUCGCCUAUUAUCGAUUCAUUGAAAAAUCGGUCGAGGAGUUGGAUGGUGAAAUAGAGUACGAUGUGGAUGAAGAAGAUUCAGCAUGGUUAGAUUGGAUGAAUGAGCAGCGAGAGAAAGCCGGUUUUAAUCCAGUUACAAUCGAUACAAUGGAACUACUAAUGGAUCGGCUGGAAAAAGAGUCGUACUUUCAAGCGGCUGCCAAUGGUACGCCAACAGGUGUGGAAGUCGACGACGAUGCCGUGUGUUGCAUUUGCAUGGAUGGCGAGUGCCAGAACACAAACGUAAUACUUUUCUGCGAUAUGUGCAAUCUGGCUGUACACCAGGAUUGCUAUGGUGUACCAUUCAUACCGGAAGGGCAGUGGUUGUGCCGACGCUGUUUGCAAUCGCCCAGUACCCCUGUGCGUUGUGUUUUGUGCCCGAAUGCCGGUGGUGCUUUUAAACAGACCGAUCGUGGUCAAUGGGCACAUGUGGUAUGCGCACUUUGGAUACCCGAAGUGCGUUUUGCUAAUACCGUGUUUCUGGAACCUAUCGAUUCCAUCGAAACAAUACCGGCGGCGCGUUGGCGACUCACAUGUUAUGUUUGUAAAGAAAAGGGUUGGGGCGCGUGCAUACAGUGUCAGCGCAAUAGCUGCUAUGCAGCUUUCCAUGUAACAUGCGCACAGCAGGCUGGUUUAUAUAUGACAAUGGAUACAGUCAAAGACGGACACAACGACUCGUCGGUACAUGUACAAAAGUACGCUUACUGUCAUGCCCAUACGCCGGCAGAUGCUAAAUUGAAGACCAAUCAAAAAGAGGUGGAGGAUACACGUAUGAAAAUGAAGGAAGCACGUAAAGCGCUCGCCAAAAAACGUUCGACGGCGCCCAUUGUACUCAUACCAACAAUUCCACCGAAUCGUGUACAGGAGAUCUCGGGCAUGGUGCACAUGCAAAAGAAACAGCAAUUCUUAGAUAGACUUAUAGCCUAUUGGACGCUGAAGCGGCAAUACCGUAACGGUGUACCGCUAUUGCGUCGACUUCAGAGUCAGGGCAAUAAUCAUGGUGUGAUCCAUCGAAAUGGUAUUGAAGGCUCGCCGGAUACUAAAGAGUUGUACAAACAGUUGAAAUAUUGGCAGUGUCUGCGCCAGGAUUUGGAACGUGCGCGAUUGCUUUGUGAAUUGGUGCGAAAGCGUGAAAAACUGAAGGCGGCCUUCGUGAAAAUCUGUGAGCAGGUGGUAAUGUUGCAGGUGAAUCCACUUGAGUCGGCGUUAACCAAACUGCUGGACACACUCGAAGCUAAAGACACAAGUGAAAUAUUCCGUGAACCGGUCGAUACCGAAGAAGUGCCUGACUAUUUGGACAUUGUGAAGCAUCCAAUGGAUUUGGGCACAAUGCGUACCAAAUUGAAACAAGGUCAAUAUGCGACACUGGAACAAUUGGAAAUCGAUUUCGACUUAAUGAUACAAAAUUGUCUGGCUUACAACAAUAAGGAUACGGUAUUUUAUCGCGCCGGUAUACGUAUGCGUGACCAGGCGGCACCACUGUUCCAGCAAGUGCGGAAGGAGUUAAAACGUGAGGGAUUAUUGGAUAAUUCGCGUUCCGAUCACGAAGAUCAUGUUGAACACGAAGUGGAAGCGGAAUUGAAAGCGCUGCUAGAGGCCAAGCCCUGUGAGGAGAUUGUGCAAAAGUUGCUCAUACUUGCUGAUAAGUCACAGGUACUCAAGAAUCCCGUAUAUCGUACCAAGAAAAUCAAACAAAUACGCUUGGAAAUAACGCGCAUGCGUAAAGCAAUGCAAAAGGCGAAAGUCGCUGCUCGACAUACAAACAUGAGCGUGCAUUCGCAAAGUGACGAUGACGACGACGACGACGAUGAUGAUGAUGAUGACGACGAAGAUGAAGAUGCACGUAGUAACGAUGUUACUCUUCAGUCAGAAAAACAUUUAAAGCAGCCAUCCGUUCAGCAGCAACAACAACAACAACAACAAGUGCAAAAUAGUUUUCCAAAACGUUCACGCAAAGCGCCCGCGAAUAUGAUGGUAGUCGAUGACGAUGACACAAUGGGUGAGGAGUCUAAAGAAACCGCCACAACGACAGUACAAACACCGCCAUGCAGUCCCAUCAAGAGUCUCAACAAUAGCGCCUCACCUGUGGGCGUGAAUCGAAGAACUGCCGUUUUAUUUACGCGCAAAGCACAAUCAGUCCUCAAGCGACCUGCUGAAAUUACCACACCUGUCAAGGAUGAAACGACGGCAUUAUCCGCAACCGCCACACAGAAUAACAACAAUACCACAGCCAGCGGAGCGAGUGCUGCGGGCGCGGCAGCAGCAGCGACACUCGCCUCCUCAGCAAUGACAAUAAGCAAUAAAUUGAGUGGCAGUCAUUUAGCGCCACUUGGCGCUAGUUUAGGGCUCGCUGCGGGUGUAGUAAUGGGUGCGGUAGCUGGGAAAUCGCCCAAACGGAAUGCGCGUAAUAAGCGGUUGUCCGAAAUGCGACAGAGUGCAUCGAUGUCGCCAAAGAAAUCACCAAACGCCACGCUUACACCAAAUACAACAACACCGUCAACGGUAAAUGUGGCACCCAGCGUAGGGGCGUUAACGUCCACACCGAACUACGACCGGAUACCGGAUAGUUUUCGUGUUUAUCGCGCGAAUAACGAACGCGACGUCAGCGAUAGUGAUGACGAUGAUUUAAGUGAUAUGUCCGGCAGUCCAUGUAGUAGUUGUUCGGGUAUCAGUGUCAGCGGGUCUGGCUCCGAAUAUGAUAGUAGUGAUGAUGAUGAUGACGACGACGAGGACGAUGAUGGUGAGGAUGAGGGUGAAGCUGAUGCGGAUGGUGAUGAGGAGAGCGAAGAUGAUGAAGAAGUCGAUGGUCGUGAUGGCGAUGUGGAAAUGAAUGAAGUUGCCAGCACUUGUGAAGGUGAUAUAGACGAUGUUGCUGGCGGUAACGGCGAAGCGGUAAGCGCUAGUACGGAUAGUGAUGAUGGGGCUGAGGAGAGUAACGACUGCGUAGCUAGUGACAAAGUUGAAACUGAUGCAAAGAGUGUGGCAACACGUACGCCAACACCCUCAGAGAAACGUCCACGCAAUGCGACACGUACGAAACAGAAAAACAAGACAGCAUUGGAAAUGAAUGCCAAUGCAAAAAAUGCAAUCACAAACGCAGUGCAGACAACGACUAACACUGCCAAGACGAAGACGACGGCGGCUGCGAUUGCGCCGACGACGACAACAACGCGCUCGAACAACAAGCAAAUACAGACAAGAUCAGCCACACCCACCGCCAACAUAACCGCCACAUCUACACCGAUUGCGAAUAACGCUAGAGGACGAAAGGCGAGUCUUAAUAACAAGCUGAUAUACAACAACACACAUAAUACGCGCGGUGCGGCGGCGGCAACACCAACGCCUACAACAUCCUCACGACCCACAUCAGCCAAUGCCGACUUGGCUAAUGAGGCCGGCGAUGUUGAUGGCGAUGACGCAUUGGCUGCAUCGUCAACAACAACAAUGUUAAAACCACCACUCGAGCCAUUACAAUUAGUGUGGGCAAAAUGUCGCGGUUAUCCCUGGUAUCCAGCGCUCAUACUCGAUCCGAAGACGCCGAAAGGUUUCGUCUAUAACGGUGUACCGCUGCCGGCGCCACCACCCGAUGUGCUGGCGUUGCGCAAAAACUACACCGAAGAUGUGGUGUUUCUAGUGUUAUUCUUCGAUGUGAAACGCACGUGGCAAUGGCUGCCGGCAAAUAAACUCGAAAUACUGGGCAUCGAUAAGCGUGUGGAUCAGCAGAAAUUGGUGGAAUCGCGCAAGCCCACCGAACGCAAGGCGGUGAAAAAGGCAUACCAAGAUGCGCUGCAUUAUCAGAGUCAGGUGUCCGAUCUGGAAGGUCAAGGCCCCGAUCCGAUAAUGUGAGAUGGUGCAAUGGCGGUUGGCGUUUGGCGGAAAGUGCGUCACAAACGACGCUGAAGCGCUACGUGCUGAUUGUUAUACGAUGUUAUAUGUUGAAGACGCCGACCGUUUCCGUUGCACCUACAAACAGUUACAUACAUACAUACUUUCAUACAUAUAAAUGCAUGCACAUAUAAGCAUAAUGCGUAAGCGACCGUUGUGCAUGUGUACCAGAAAAAAUGUCUCUUUAAUUAUUAAUUGCUAGUUUUUAGUUUUAUAAGUUUAUAUAUAAAUAUAUAUUUGAUUGAUGUUUACCUUUGCUACGAUAAGUAUACAUAUACAUACACACUAUAUAUAUAAAAACAUAAAUGCUAAAUAUAAUUUUAUAUUUUGCUAAAUUAAUAUAAAAUAAUAUUAAUUAAGUCUUGAAAAAAAUUUGCCUUUACUGCAAUUUGCACUACUCUAUAUUAGAUAACCUUAAAGAUAAACUGUUUAAACGUAAUUUUCAAAAUCGUUUUCAAAUCAUUUCACAUUUACUAUUUCAUGAUUUUCAAUUUACAUGCGAAAUGUGUUUUUCUUAAAUGAUUUUUUUUUACAACAAUUUUCACUUUUAAGUUUUUUUCGUCUUGUUUUUCUACUGCUACAACUCUUUAGUAGCAAAGUUCUCGCUGAAUUUCGUUAAUUUAAUUUUAUGUAAAUUGUUUGAAAUUUUUUUUAGAGAAAUUAUAGCAAUUUUAGUAUUUCCCAAAGGCACUUGAAGUGUUUUGUAAAUUUUAUUAAUUGCUAAUUAAAUAGAAUAUAAACUGCAUUUUAAUUGUAAAUUCUAUUGUUAAUUCAAAAACAUUAUUUGAUUUAAAUUAAAAAAAUAACGUACUCUGUUGUUGUUAUGGUUGUUAAGCAAUGUGCAUGGUUCAGAAAAUGUAAAAAAAAAAAAUAUUUCGAAUUCGAAAACGUGCUCUCUCGCCGUGCAAUACCAAUAUUUCGCUUUGACAAAGGCAAUUGAAAAUAUUUUGAGUUAAAUUUAUUAUAAAUUAUAAAUAACAGUUAAUUAUUUCUUUGUAUCGAUAUACUGUUUAUGCUUGUUAUAUUACUUUACUCAUUAUUUUCUGGUUUUCCACUUUCUUACGCAAAUUAGAUAUUUUGAGAUUUUUGGAGAAAAUGAAACAAAUUUGAGUUAUAAAAAAGAAAAAAAGAAGAAAAAAAUACUACAUAUUAAAUUCAAAUAAGUAAUGUAAAAAAAUAAAUGUAAAAUAAAUUAAUAAUUAAAAUAAAUUAACGAUUAAAAUACAAUUUGUAAAAAAAUAACAAAUGUUAAGCUAUUAUAAUAUAUAGGCAACAUAUGAAAAAUGCUGCAUUUUGUGUAAUAUUUCAGAUUGUGUACGGUCGAUCGUUUUUUUCUUUACUUUCAAUAUAAUUUGCACUAGCGUACAGUUUGUUUUCAAGAUUUUGCCCUCUUUUUACCUUUCACAUUGAAAAAAAAAUGGCAAAUUGUGUGUGGUUAAACGCGUUUAUAUAUAAACUUAUACAAAAUCUAAGUUAAGUUUUAAUUAAUAAAUUAAAUUAAUUAGUUUUAAGCAUAUGAAAAAAUGUAAAAAUUAAAAUAAAACAACAAAUUAAUAAAUGCAACAAUAAAAAAAAAUCAU
Molecule: messenger RNA, 6294 nt
Organism: Zeugodacus cucurbitae (melon fly)
Lineage: Eukaryota; Metazoa; Arthropoda; Insecta; Diptera; Tephritidae
Gene: Br140
Product: bromodomain-containing protein homolog
Exons: 5
Coding region: 245-4675 (1476 amino acids)
Biological process (GO): regulation of transcription by RNA polymerase II
Cellular component (GO): MOZ/MORF histone acetyltransferase complex
Molecular function (GO): protein binding
Source: RefSeq, a predicted model, not a curated record